UUAAAAAUGCUCGACUUUCGAGCUUGAACAAGGUCUAGAAUCUUGAGUCACAGUCAGCUCAUUUGUCAGUUCUACUCGUAGUUAGCUUUUAUCAGAUGCAGUCUUUUUCAAAUCGACAAGUCAUUUAACGCUCAUUCGUUAUAGUGUGUAGGUAUUGUUUAUCGAUCGACUGUUUGAAAAUGGUAUUCAUCGUGCAUUUUAUGUGAAUAUUUUUCGUGUUGGUUUUCUCUUUUCGCUAUAGUGAAGCUAAGUUGUGGUGAGAUUCGGAAAAUCUUAUUACACAUCAACUUACAUUUCGUAAUAAAUAUAAUAACCGUUAAAAGUGAAAAAAUCAUGUCAGUUUAUUUCACGGCGUGUACGGGUUUAUUUUGUCGAAUCCGUGAUUUAGAAAAGCAAAUACAUAUUAGAACGGGAGCUCGAAAUGUGCUCGGCUGAAGCAAAAAUAUUUUACGAAGAUCUUAUAUCCGUUCACGAGAAAUUGGUAGAAAAUGAAAACAAACUAAUAACAACCUACAGUGGAUAUUCAUCAAUGAACCAUCCGGAUUUCGCCAAGGAAAUGCGCGAGACCCAUUUGAAGACAACAAACCUUAAAAUAAAAUUGGCGAAAAUCAUAUCAUCGUUCGAAUCAAAAUCAUCAGCAGAAGCCCAGGUAGGCAAUCAAUCCUAUCCAGCAAAACAAUCCGAAACCGAAAAAAAUGUUGACUUACAAAUCCGAAAACAACGCUCUUUAAUCAGACGAAUCGAAUCGAUCAAAAUAGACGAUGAUAUUUGCGCAAUAAAAGCAGAAAUACUGAACUCUCACCUUUCUCAACUUGAUGACUCGUUUAACUUGAAUCAAAUCCAGAUCGAAGUGAACAUAGACAGCGAUACCAAAUUCGAAAAUCAACUAAAAAUUGCGACAGAAAUACAACGAAAAGUAAUCGAUUUACAAACGACGCUGAAAAAAAUUAUGCAACCGAUCGUAUCAACUUCAUCGACAAAAUCCAGCAUCAGUAUGGAUCGUUCAAUUCAGCCAACACAAACUGACCAUGACACCAGAGUCAAUUUAGACUCGUUAUUCCAAAAAAGAGAAUCAUUAAUCAAACAAAUGUCUUCAUUUAUAGAACCCGGAGAAGAUCUUAGUCCAGAAAAAGCCAAAGUAAUGUAUCGUCAUCUCAAUUCGCUCUACGAGUCUUUUAAUUCGAAUCAAACUGGAAUCGAAUCACGAGUCAGCGGCGCUAUACUUGAUAGCCAAUUAGAAAUUUCUGAGCAAAUUCAGAACAAGAUGAUCGAACUUCAAGUAAAGUUUGAAAAUUUUUUGGCACCGAUGAAACGUUCAACUUCGACACAAUCCGAGGUAUUACAAUCUGAGCAAAUCAAGUCAUCGGAAUUCGAAAGUAGUCUUCGAUCGAUAGAACUCAAAUUGACUAAUCAUAUGGACUUCUUGGAAUCGCGAUCAAGCAGAGAUGAAGCUGAGAGUAAUAUCAACGACAUCGACAUCCAUCUUGAAGAAAACUUGGAAAUAUCUAAGAACAUCGAAAAUAGGAUAAUCCACCUUCAAGGAACAUUGAAUAGAUUCGUCGACGCUAACAAACAUCAUGAGAAAAAUUCUUUAGAUAAACUGGAUAAAAUUUUGGAAUUUAACGAACGUUUCGAACAAAAUUAUAAAACUAAGACAUUACCAUCUUUAGCGAAAUCGGAAAGUGAUCUCCGAGCGAUGGAACUCAAAUUAUCUGAACUCAUCACUACGUGUGAAGAUUUACCGGAUAUGUGUUUGGAUGGACACGACACCAUGGAAAAUACCAGCAAGAUCUGCAGCUCUCUCGAUGAUUAUUUAAACAUAUCUAAGGAUAUUCAAACAAAGAUGCGUAAUUUUCUAGCCGCUGAUAAAAUCCAUACUGCUAUUCUAAAUGAUAUCCAGACAAAAGUAGCCCAAAGCAUUGCACUACAAAAGCCCUCAGAACCGAAGCAAAUCGGGAUUCCAUCGACGUGGACGUACCCGAGUCGUACCUCACUCUAUCCAAAUAAAUAUUGGCCCGAAAGACCACAUCAAGGUUAAAGUCGUUCUUCUGGAAUCCGUCGACGUAUACUAAGCUAUAUCGUAGUUCGUAGCUCAUCUAAGUAAUUCGAAAAAAUGAUUUUUCCAAAGAAAAUUUCAAGUUCAAAGUACCUAGACCUGAAUUUAUUCCCCAACUGCUAUUCAACUCGAUUUUGUACCCUCUACAAAAAAAAUAUAUAUAUUGUAAUUCACUAGUAAUUUUUUAUAAGCACCUAUAGCCAUGUUUUAUGAAUUUCAUCAAUAAUAUUUUAUGAUUAAUUUGUGCAAUUUAUAUGUAGUAUCAAUAAUGUGAAUAUUAUAUGGGAUACCUACUCGUAUUUUGAAGUAUUUGAAAAAUAAACUCGUUCCCAUUUUGUACACGAAA
Molecule: messenger RNA, 2402 nt
Organism: Planococcus citri (citrus mealybug)
Lineage: Eukaryota; Metazoa; Arthropoda; Insecta; Hemiptera; Pseudococcidae
Exons: 3
Coding region: 422-2038 (538 amino acids)
Source: RefSeq, a predicted model, not a curated record